Molecule: messenger RNA, 654 nt
Organism: Saccostrea cuccullata (small rock oyster)
Lineage: Eukaryota; Metazoa; Mollusca; Bivalvia; Ostreida; Ostreidae
Product: techylectin-5A-like
Exons: 4
Coding region: 1-654 (217 amino acids)
Source: RefSeq, a predicted model, not a curated record
AUGAAUUAUAGAUUUUAUCCACAAGACUGUCAAGACCUACUACUAAGAGGUUACAGAGAGAGUAAGGUGUAUACCAUUUACCCAAAUAAAGGAACUGGGUUCCAGGUCUACUGUGAUCAGAGAAAUGAUGGCGGUGGAUGGACGGUUAUACAGAGGAGACAGGAUGGAUCAGAAAAUUUCUUUCGAAACUGGAAUGACUACAAAAACGGAUUUGGGAAUUUGUCAAAUGAGUUUUGGUUAGGAAAUGAAAAGAUCCACACAAUUACAAACUCAAGGGAUUACACUUUACGGAUAAAUUUAAAAGAUUUUUCGAGAAAUUCCCGAUACGCAAGCUACAAGAAAUUCAGUGUUGGAAAUGAGGCAUCAGGAUAUAUUUUGAAGGUCUCAGGUUACAGUGGAAAUGCUGGCGACUCAUUUAUGUCCCGACAUAAUAAUGUCAAAUUCGUCACCAAAGAUCAUGGCGAUAGGGAAGGUUGUGCAAAGUCUCAUAAAGGCGGUUGGUGGUACAAGUCCUGUCACCUUUCUAAUCUGAACGGACUCUACCUGAAAGGAAAGCAUAAAUCAUAUGCCAACGGCGUGAACUGGUAUCACUGGAAAGGAUAUCAUUAUUCCCUAAAGUUUACGGAGAUGAAAAUUCGGAAAUCACAAAUCUGA